Messenger RNA from Arvicola amphibius (Eurasian water vole), 2041 nucleotides. It is a transcript of the gene Ccsap, whose product is annotated as centriole, cilia and spindle associated protein. Bases 1 to 777 code for a protein of 258 amino acids. Lineage: Eukaryota; Metazoa; Chordata; Mammalia; Rodentia; Cricetidae. Gene Ontology annotation, molecular function: microtubule binding. Gene Ontology annotation, cellular component: spindle; ciliary transition zone; ciliary basal body. The transcript has 3 exons. The record is from RefSeq and is a predicted model, not a curated record. Gene Ontology annotation, biological process: regulation of mitotic spindle assembly.
AUGUCCCCGGGCAGUGGAGUGAAGAGCGAGUACAUGAAGCGCUACCGGGAGCCGCGCUGGGACGAGUAUGCGCCGUGCUACCGCGAGCUGCUGCGCUACCGCCUGGGCCGCCGGCUGCUGGAGCAGGCGCACGCGCCCUGGCUCUGGGACGCCUGGGGCCCGGACAGCCCCUCAGACAGCUCGGCUUCACCCAGUCCGGCGCCCAGGGGUCCUUUAGGGGAGCCCUUGGCGCCCUCCGCGCGGGAGGAGGAGCAGACGGUGGGGGAGCGCGGCGCGGAGCUUCGGGGCGCGGAGGUUGGGGACGCGGAGGAGCAAGACACAGUGCUACCAGCACCACCAAAAAAGGACAUAGAAGGAAAACCCGAACAACAGACUGGGACAAGAGAGACUGACAGGGUGCUCACUGGCCCCGACCCUCGACAGCAGCCUAGUGCCUUAUUUGCCAGAGGAAGUAAGAAAGCAACCAGAAGCCCCCAAAGAUCAGCAAGCAAAAUAAAAGAGAACAAGCACCCAUUUGCUCUGUAUGGCUGGGGAGAGAAACAGAUGGACACGGGGAGCCAGAAGACGCACAAUGUCUGUGCAUCAGCCCCUGUGCAUGAGAUUCAUGAAUCAGCACUUCGAGCCAAGAACAGAAGACAGGUGGAAAAAAGGAAACUGGCUGCCCAGAGGCAGCGGGCUCACUCCGUGGAUGUGGAGAAGAACCGAACGGUGAAGCCAACUUCCGCAGAGAACCCGUGGCUGACAGAGUACAUGCGGUGCUAUUCAGCCAGGGCCUAGAUGCUGGCACGUCCUCUUUCAAGUGUUUAUGAGAGAGAAGGAAAACCAAAACUGUCCAAUGAGACCAUGCACAGGUGGAAGAAAUCAACUGGUCCUGCAGGUUCCUCUUAGGAAUUUUCAAGAGAUGGUUUUGCUUUCGUGAUGGUUGGUCACCCGCCUUAGUAGUUAGGGCAGACCAUCGAAGCCAUAGAUGUUGGCUUGUUUAUGAAGACAAGUCCCCAAGUCUUGAUAUUCUUGUAAGAGUUUUAUUUUAAGGAUUUUAACCUUUGGAGAUACCCACACCGAAUGCCUUUAACUGGCUCUAGGCGCUCCCCACCCACACCCUCUCCUCUCGCAUGGUCCGAGCUGUCCUUUUUGAUCAGCACCACAUUCCACAGCUGGCAGGGGCAUCCCAUCCCACAGUGCAGGGCUCACAGGCACGACGACUGUGCAGUUGGCCCCAGGGAGCAGCAAGGAAAGCAAGGGCACAAGCAUGAGACGAUGCUGUUCCCGAUGAACUAGGACUUCGGCAGCUGACACUGGGCAUUCCAUUUCUCCUCGCUUCCCUGUAGACUAUGAUAUUUAAGAAUUUUUCUGGCCAGAGCAAUGGUCACCUUUUCUUCUUAAAUUGUCACUUAGACAUUUAUUUAACUUAUAAUUUAGUAGUUCUGGGACAUUCCAGUGAGUGACGUGCCGUGCAGUCCGUGUUUAAUGGUGACAUUUCUUUUGAGUCAGCAUCAUAUUCUUUUAACUGCAGCAUUCCCCGGUAGAGUUCACAGGGUAUAGUCAGCCGCUCGUUAAGUCUGACCUGCCAAGCCCCUCUCCGGAGAGAGCAGACGAUGAUAUGGAAAACUUGAAAUUUGAAAUGACCUUUAAUGAACUGAGUUUGCUUGGCCUGUGGGGAUGGGACCAGCAGGCACCAUGAGUGUGCCAUCAGCUCCAUUCUGCUUUUCCUUCCGUAGAGCGUGAUGAAGGCUUCAUGAUGCAAGGUGCUGAUAGUGUAGGCUGAAAAUGUGACUCCUUGGUGUCCGGCCUGGUGAUCGGUGCUGCUGAACUAUGGAGAAUGGGCAUGUGCCAGCCUGGCUGGAAAUGUCCUUCCUCUAGUAGGAGACAACUGUCAGGGUUAAAAAACCUAGGUUUCCAUGAGAUGGGUGCCUUUCUCCAUCCUGCUGGAGGGACGCUCAGAAGAUGAUCUCUAUGUUCUUUCUUCCUUCCUGAGAGACAGGGAGAUCUUUUGCCUGCACCCACUCAGCAGCUGAGUUUGUUGGGUAAAACUGAGCGUGUG